This is a messenger RNA of Zingiber officinale, 3273 nucleotides long. RefSeq names its product protein SPA1-RELATED 4-like. The coding region runs from base 465 to 2882 and encodes 805 amino acids. The record is from RefSeq and is a predicted model, not a curated record. NCBI's taxonomy places the organism in Eukaryota, Viridiplantae, Streptophyta, Magnoliopsida, Zingiberales, Zingiberaceae. The transcript has 7 exons. Gene Ontology annotation, molecular function: protein binding; protein kinase activity; ATP binding. Gene Ontology annotation, biological process: protein phosphorylation; photomorphogenesis.
CUACUGGUUACAGCGUUACUAUGUUCGGUUUUCGUGGUCCAGAACGCAGCGGCUCUCCGAUUCACCGUAGGCGAAGCGGCCGCCAAGCGUGCGCGAUUAAAGGCGGAGAGAGAGAGGGAGAGAGUGUGUGAAAGAAGCGUGCCGUGAAAUCGAUCGAAGGGUGACGAGAAAGGGAAAGGGGGAAGAAGCGGAAGCGGAGGGACCGAAUCAAAGGUGGGAUUUUGCGGUUCUCUUUUGCCUCCGCGGUGUUUGGUCAUCCUUAUCUUUCCUUGCCUGGUGGUUCUCGUUUGCGAAUGUUUGCUUUGUUUUGCCUCUGAACUAGCGAGCGGGGAGAGGGAGCAAGUCGCCGGUCUGUGGUGGAUCGUGGUGUCGUCGCUUUGUUUUAAUUGGAUUUGAUUUUGUUUGAUUUGAACGGCGUUCAUUGGAAGUUUGGCGGAGGAGGUAGAGGCACGGAGGCGAGGAAGAUGGGUGGUUCGGAGGAGACGUCCGGGUGGGCGCGGUCGUCUUCGGCGUCGCGUGCCGCGGGCGGCGGCGCUUUAAGCGGCAGUAUUGGCUUUUUCCGUGCGGCAACUGGAUGCAUCUCAGGUUGGGAUCAGGAGGAGGAGGAGGAGGAGGAAAAGGAGGAGUUUGUGAGGGAGGAGAAGGAGAAGCUACGCCGCUUGCUCUCCUCCUCCGGCGGCGGCAGCGGCGAUGGCGGUGGGGAUGUCAGUCUACGCGAAUGGCUCGACCGGCCGGGGCGGGCGGUGAACCACCUCGAGUGCCUGCACGUGUUCCGGCAGGUGGUGGAGGCGGUGGGCGCGGCGCAUGAGCAGGGCAUCGUCAUCGGCAACGUGCGGCCCUCUUGCUUCGUGAUGUCGCCUUCGAACCGCGUCUCGUUUAUCGAGUCCGCCUCCGGUUCCACCUCCUCCUCCUCAUCGUCCGAAGGCGAAGGCACUGAGGCGCAACCUGAAGGGCCUUCCUCCACUACCCAACGCAGGGACGCCGACGGCGGCUCUGGAGAAAACAACACCUUCCCGAUGAAGAGCAUCCUACUCAUGGAGUCGAACUGGUACUCCAGUCCCGAAGAAGUCGACGGCGCUCCAGGCACAUUUGCUUCCGACGUUUUCCGAUUAGGAGUCCUCCUGUUCGAGUUGUUCUGCACGUUCAACACUCAGGAGGAGAAGCUGACCAUCAUGGCGGACCUCCGAUAUCGUGUCCUUCCGCCACAGCUACUGCUAAACUGGCCAAAGGAAGCUUCUUUCUGCUUAUGGCUGUUGCACCCGCAGCCGGAUACCCGGCCGAAGAUGAGUGAAGUGUUGCAUAGUGAAUUCCUCAAUCAGAAGAUAAGUUUUUUGGAUGAGAGUCAAUCUGUAGCAAAGUUAUCUGAAGAGAUAGAAGAUCAAGAACUGCUUAGGGAGUUUCUUUUGCAUUUGCAGUAUCGAAAGCUAGAAGUUGCUCACAGGUUGCAUGAUACUGUCGCUUGUAUCUCCGCUGAUAUACAAGAGAUCCAAGAACAGAGGUCAAUCCUCAAAAAGAGUUCGUAUCUAAAAUUGGACAAAGAUGGUCACUCAUCGUCCUCGUGCUCAAAGUUUGAUCAAUCUGCACAAUAUGCUGUGGCCAACAUGGAUUCAUCUUGCCUUGGUGCAAGGAAACGUCUCAGACCAGAUUAUAAGAAAGCAAGUGGAAAUGAGCUCAAUAAUUUGGGUUCCGAGGAUCCAGGAUCAGUGACUGAACUGCAGAUUGAUCAGCAGAAUUUAGCGUCAAAGAGUUCUAGAUUGAUGAAAAACUUCAAAAAGUUGGAGGCAGCUUACUUUUCUGCAAGAUGCAAGCAAUCAAAAUCAACAAGCAGGCCGCCAAAUAAGCUCCUGCCAGUUACAAGCAACGGCACAGGAUCAGCUGUUUGGACCGAGCGGAGUUCAGUUGACGAUACAGUUCUUAAAGACGGACAUGGUGGUGGAAGGAAAAGUGAAUGGAUAAGUUCAUUUCUUGAGGACUUGAGCAAAUACUUGUCAUUCAGCAAGUUGAAAGUUAGGGCCGAUUUGAAGCAAGGUGAUUUGUUGAAUACCAUGAACUUAGUAUGUUCCAUUGGUUUCGAUAGGGACAAGGAGUUUUUUGCUACUGCCGGUGUGAAUAAGAAAAUUAAAGUCUUUGAAUGUGACAUGAUUCUAAAUAAAGAUCGAGAUAUUCAUUAUCCAGUUGUUGAAAUGGCUAAUAAAUCAAAACUCAGUUGUAUUUGCUGGAACAGUUAUAUCAAGAGCCAGAUAUCUUCGAGUGACUUCGAAGGUGUAGUACAGGUGUGGGAUGUUACAAGAAGUCAAAGUUUGGUCGAAAUGAAGGAACACGAGAGACGCGUAUGGUCUGUUGACUUUUCGCUUGCUGAUCCCACGAAGUUAGCUAGUGGAAGUGAUGAUGGUACUGUGAAGCUGUGGAGUAUCAAUAAGGCUGGAAGUAUUGGUACUAUCAGAACCAAGGCUAACGUGUGUUCUGUUCAAUUUCAUCCUGAUUCUGCGUACUCACUCGCAGUUGGUUCAGCUGAUCAUCAGGUCUACUGCUAUGACCUCCGUAACUUGAGGAUGCCUUCUUGUACGCUACCUGGUCACACGAAAACUGUGAGCUAUGUGAGGUAUCUGGAUGCAUCAAAUCUUGUCUCUUCAUCCACUGAUAAUUCGUUGAAACUUUGGAGUUUACCUACAUGUACAACAAGGGCACUUGACAAUAUACUUCAAACCUUUUCAGGUCAUACGAACAAUAAGAACUUUGUUGGGCUAUCUGUAUAUGAUGGAUACAUCGCCACCGGUUCGGAAACAAAUGAGUUGUAUCUUUCUCCUUAUCCUCAUUCAGCUCUUCGUCUACCACAAAGCUUUCCCUAUGCCAGUUCUCUCCUACAAAUUCAGCAACGCUGAUCCCAUAUCGGGCCAGGAAACUGAUGACGCGUCACAGUUCGUGUCGUGCGUCUGCUGGCGAGGUCAGUCAUCUACGUUGCUUGCUGCCAAUUCCAGUGGCAACAUCAAGUUCUUGGAGAUGGUCUAAUCCUUCAGCUCUGAGGAAGAAUGACUUUGCCUGAGAAAAUGAAGACACCACUGCUACUAAACUUUUGAAGCUCUGCAGCUUAACGACUAGAAGGUAGAUUGUGACCUUCGAUACAAUGAGAAGGCGAUGACCAAGAGCUAAUUAUUUUGUGUAAAGCUUUCAAUUUGGGCUAUAUAUACAUAUACAUAUGUAUAUACGAUUGGUGAGGGAUAAAUGUUCAUGGCAAUCAACAAAGUUAAUAUGUUGAAAUCUUCGGUUCGGGAU